AUGGAGAACGAAAUGUCAGGAAAACUUGCUGACGAUGAAGGUGACAAAGAAGCGCGUUUUGAUCAGUCAAGUAGCCCUGCUUUUCUUGGAAGCUCUUGCUAUGCUAAUUUAGGUAACUUUCGUCUCAUCGAAGCUCAAUCAUCGAUCGGUCUUUCAAUCCAUCGUAUCAACACAAGCAGGCCUGAUGCCCGCACAGUAACAACUCCGCUCAAAUGCAUCAUCAAACUGUGGUAUAAUGCUGUUGUUAUUCCUCAAUCAAAGCCAAAGCCAAAAAAAAAGAGACGGGUAGUUAAAAAAUUUGAGCCUGCCUGCCUCGCCACAAACUCUGGUGCCAGCCGAGCUCGUAGUCAGUCGCCUGCCAAUGCCAUCCAUGCAAAUCAUCAUUAUGUCGUCGCCGCGUCCUGUUCUGAAGUAUGCCUGAUACCGUCAUAACCAGCCCAAGGAAGUUUUGUUGUACUGCUGUCGAUUAAGCGAGAGUGAUGUCUCUAUCCUUGUUCAUGAAAGGAAAUUGAAAAGUGUCCAGUUGAAAGCAAAGAACUUUUAGUAGCCGUUAACAGCGAUGGUUGGUGGUGCUGGUCGGCUGAGAGUGGUGGGCAAGAAGCGGGAGAAGAUGUUGGUUUUCUGCUUCUUGGCUGGUUGGAGGUCGGUCUGGUCAAGUGGCAGGCUGUGGGUCAUGAUUGGUGCAGGCUGCAUUCGCUGGCUGCAGUAUGUCGUAGGCUCUUCGGUGAUGGGCACUGCAUAAGAUGAAAUGAUGCUGGAUGGCGAGGAUGAUGAGGCAUAUGAGUCGGCUGAGGAUUGUGAGGCUGAGGAUCCGCUUCGGGUUGGUGGAGAAAGCGAGGGCGUUCUUGAUACCGCUCUUGAUGAGGAGUUCGAUGAGGUUGAGUAGUACAUGGGUUGCUGAUAUGUGUAGGCACCCAUUGAGCGAGGUGAGUCGUAAUAUCUGGUUGCCUCCAUUGCUGCCCGACGUUGUUGUUGGGCCGCGAAAGCCAUCUGACGCUGCUCGAGAGCUGCCAUUUCCUCCCGAAUUCUCUGCUUCUCUGCCUGACGAAGCUGGAAUGUUCGGACAGGAGCAAGGAAAGGCUCAAGAUGAGUGUACAGAUCUUGUUCCGUCACUCUGAGCUCCCAGUCUAGGAGGCUAAGGAGCUGCUUCUCCAUAAGGUUGACUUCGGUCAGGCUGAAGCCGAAGCUGUCAAAGCCAUGAACAGAAGUGUAUCGUGCCCAGUGCUUGUUCUUUGGUGACGAAUCGUUCAAGUUCUUUGCAGCAAGAAUAAGCGAUGCCAAGAAGAUUCGAUGAGCUGUACAUCUCAUGCCCUUGGCAACUGGAGGCAGACGUGAUUGCAGCCUGCCAAGAUAGACCAAAGACGUCAUGAGAGUAGGCACCUGGACGUGUGAUCUCUCGACCAGAGCGGUGAUGAAAAGCUCCAAUCGUGGUAGUUGCGGCUCAAAGUAGGCGCUACCAGACG
Messenger RNA from Pseudocercospora fijiensis CIRAD86, 1463 nucleotides. RefSeq lists its product as uncharacterized. The coding region runs from base 1 to 432 and encodes 143 amino acids. Lineage: Eukaryota; Fungi; Ascomycota; Dothideomycetes; Mycosphaerellales; Mycosphaerellaceae. The record is from RefSeq and is a predicted model, not a curated record. The transcript is spliced from 2 exons.